CUUUAAGCAGUACUAGAAAAAGAAGAAUCACUCGGCCCGCGUGGAAAGAGAAACAUGGCUGCGUUGUUUGAAGGAUACACACUGUGUGGAAUUGGACCAGCGCAAAAUUCUUCGAAUUCGGGAAUUCUGGGUAUUGAAUUGGGCAGAGAUAUCGACCAUGUCCUCGUAACCGACGCUUCGAGAUCUGUUACUGUUUACAAGGUGUCUGAUCAGAAGCCUACGGGCAGUUGGACAGUGAAACAUGGGCAGAUAAUCACCUGCCCCGCUGUGUUUAAUACUCAGUCCCAGGAAUAUGUGGUUGUAACUGAUGACAGGGUUGUCAGAGUUUGGAAAGAUGAUGAUGUCUACUUGGAAAAGGCUUUCAAAGCUACAGUUUCUGCGGAUGUUCUUAGAGUGUUGUCAGCUGCCGACUCUGAGGCUGUGGUGCUGUUUUGUUGUGGGGCUGUCAGGUUCCUGGACUCAUUGCUCGCUUCCCCACAACAGCCUAUAGAAGAUGUUUUGGCAGAGGAAGAAAUUAUCAGAUGGAGUACUGUUGUUAAGGCAGAGCACCAGCUUGUUGUUUUGUUCAACACAGAACAGAGAGGAGAGCACUGGCUUUAUGCUCAAAGAUUUAACCCCAACACCCUUGUGAAACACAGAAUUGAGACUGAACCUGGUCUCUCUGCACCUAUCAGUUUCUCUGCCACAUGCAGGGGUUGUAACAUACACCUGUUGUACUUGUAUUUGAAUGGCAGCUUGUAUGAGAGCGUGUUGCCACUCAGAAGUUCAGCAACAGUAGCUGAAGGUGUCCAGGCUCUACCUCGCUCCCUGCGUCUUAAUCUGCCUCUGGGGGAGGAAGAACUGAAAUCUGGUGCUGCUGUUGUGCUUGAUGAGGCUCAUGUAGCUGUGGUAGGAUUCCCCCACCUCUCUGCUGGAUCUUGCAAAGAUUACCUUUGCAUCUGGAACACUCAUUUCCAAACUCUUCAGGCUAGUAAAGAAAUGUCAGGAAGGAUCUGUAGUCAGUUGUGGUGUUAUUCUGGGAAGCUGUACGUCCCUCAUGGGAAGAUGCUUUCAGUAAUUCCUUUUGAGUGCCAGAAGUCAUCUCUCGCGGCUACCAUGGGAAAACUGAAGCAGAGUCGGAGUGAAUCCAAGUCAUGCAGCCGUUUGUCUUCCUGGACUGCCCAGCCUCAGGAUGACAUCACACAGACACCAGGAAUCAAGAGCAGGAUGUCAACAAGACAUGCUUCUGUUGUCAAGUCUGCACUAACAGUGGAUCAACUUAUAGAACACAUUAAGACUGGUGCAGUAGAGGAUGUACAAGCAAAGGUGGGGGAGUUUAUUCAUCUGACGACUCGGACUGACCUACAGCUGGCAACAGGCAGGAUGGCAUUAGAGCUAGUGUCAAGAUCCCAGACAGAUGCCGACUUCUACCCUCAGGCUGUAUUUCUACAGCUGUUGGAGACUCGGUACCUCUGCUACAGUGUGUGCCCUGAUCUGCUGACACUGGCCAUGGUGAAGAAAGAUUUUCAUCUCUGUCAGAUUGCUUUCCAAAUUUUUCCUGACAUUCCUGAAGCUGUCACCUGUGCUUGUCUGAAAACAAUUCUCAGUACUCCAGACUCUGAGAUUGAGACUGUGAAUCUUGACACAGAGAGUGUCAUCUUCAUGAAAGUGCUGACUCAGACACAAAGUGGAUUAAAGGAGGAGGGUGGGCAGCAGAACGGCUUUUGCCCUCCAGCAAUAGAGACUGAUGUAUCUGAUGCCCCCAGCACCAUGCUACAAAGAGAUCCUUUAGCCCUGGUUAUGAACUGUCCUGUGGGGUUACACAAGGGUGCUCUUCUAAAUGAGGUUCUGCAGACAGCGUACAGUAACAAGCCCCUGCUGCCACAUCUAAAAGAUCUCACUGUUCCGCAGGUCAUUGUCUUUUUACAGUAUCUACUUUUCCUUUAUCUCAAAUAUUCUCAUGAUGCCCACAAACAAAUCCCAGCUCUACGGACACCAAGUUUUUCUAAGAUAAUAGACUGGAUUUGCUUAUUACUAGAUGCUCAUUUCACAAUCUUGGCUGUGGCACCAGAAGCCAAAAGAUUGGUGUCUGAUCUUCACAAGUUUGUGAGAUCCCAGGUAAAACUGUAUGCUGAACUGGGAAAAAUUGAGGGAAGUCUUCAAGUCCUCAAAAAGUCUAAACAAUCUGAAGAUUUUGGCAUGUACUCCAUAGAAGUAAUUGAGCUCUUUUAGAUGACUUGCACAGAUCUUUUUUAAUAAAAUGCUGACAAUGACUCAAAUUUUCUGCCAGUUUUUGGCAGUUUUCUUGAUUUGUUUUUAGAAAAAAAAAUGGAUUGAAAUUCUUACAUAUUCAAAAUAAUUAUGAAAUAAAGACUGAAGUAACGCUUUCCAGAUUGUUCUCUGAAAUAUCUUGAAAAAAUUUUUCAAUACAUAUGUGGAAUGUUUUCGAUAAAUAAAAUAUGGUACAGACAUGUUUAACACACUUCAUUCAUGUUCUAUAAAUUAAUGGAACACUAAAAUGGCCUCUUCUGCACUACUAAACUUGCAUAAUUUGUGAAAUCUAUAAAUCAAGUAAACUGAAGUCUGUUUAAACAUAAAUAAAAUAAUAUAAUUUGAUAAAAGGAGAACAGGAUUAAAUCACCUUCAAAGUUUAGCUUCAACCCUAAACUAAUUAACGCGGAGCUGCAGAUUAGGUUUUGUCGUCAAAACCACACAAAUUCAACAGCGUUUAAAUCGGAAAGACAUUUACAUGAAAGUUUUGUGUCAUUAUAUAAAGUUUUUGAUAUAAACUGACACCUGCAGUCAGUGAACAGUCAAAUAAAAUAUGAAGACAGUUGGUAUGAUUUUCCCUUACAAAAGUCAAUUUUAUUCAUGUGUCCGCUGAAAGUUAAGGUUAAAUUAUGAAAUUUCAACCAUAUAAGGGUGUCUCCGUUUCCAUAUGGUUUGAGUGAUCUGAACCAUAUACUUACAUAUUUCAUACAAUUUAUCCUAUUUAGUAGUAUGGAAAGUUUGGCAGAUUUUGAUAUGAAUUCAACCUCUAAUAAACAAAAAGAACACGUUUUCACACCUUUUUUUUCUAAAAAAUAAAAAAUGAACGGAUGUUAUCUUUUGAACUCUUGGCAUGAAAAACAAUGCUCUUUACUAUACAAAUCAAAUGUUAAUGUGUCCACAAAUCCAACAUUAACAGAAGACAACUGAUAUUCGCCAUAUUACAAUGUCGCAUAUCACUACGACAUUGUACACAAAAUUCAAUUAACCUAAAAAUGGUUCUGACUGACAAAACCACAAAUGUUGUUAAUCAGAUUAAUUUUUUUAACUGGUGGGGCCACAGCCAUUACAUAUUAACCCCCUGGGGUCGGCUAUUGCGCCGGUGUGACAAGCUCACUUUUUUCGUUAACAGUGCAAAAGAGACUCAAAUUACUCUGUUGAUUUUUAGUGCUGUAGAUUGAAGUGCUGUACAUCAUUAGAUCCUGUUGUGUCUAUUUUUUGUGGAUACUCACAAUAAAAACAGUGUUCUUCUUUUUGUCAAAGAAAAAUAAACGAUGCGAAUUUUG
Pimephales promelas (fathead minnow) is the source of this 3533-nucleotide messenger RNA. RefSeq names its product nucleolar protein 11 (gene nol11). Lineage: Eukaryota; Metazoa; Chordata; Actinopteri; Cypriniformes; Leuciscidae. Gene Ontology annotation, molecular function: RNA binding; protein binding. Gene Ontology annotation, biological process: maturation of SSU-rRNA. Gene Ontology annotation, cellular component: nucleus; nucleolus. The record is from RefSeq and is a predicted model, not a curated record.